Candida dubliniensis CD36 is the source of this 2382-nucleotide messenger RNA. RefSeq lists its product as uncharacterized. Bases 1 to 2382 code for a protein of 793 amino acids. The record is from RefSeq and is a predicted model, not a curated record. NCBI's taxonomy places the organism in Eukaryota, Fungi, Ascomycota, Pichiomycetes, Serinales, Debaryomycetaceae. The transcript has a single exon.
AUGUCCCAACUAUGGGCAGCAGCUGCAGCAAGGAAAAGGAAAAAUGAUUACACCUCAGGAUCAUCUAGAUGGGUGUCAAACGAACUCAAUAAUCAGUUUAUGAUAUCAUUUCAUCUGAUAAACCAAUUUGUUGAGGAAAACCAGGUAUAUCAGGAAUAUUUGGGGCUGAUAAUGGACGAGAUUUAUCUGGGCACAUUUGAUCCCGAUACAAUAAAAAAAGAGCAAGUAUCAGACGUUACUGAACCAAAGAGUACUAUAAAAGAAACUCCACUACGACCUACUUCAGGUCACCUUCAAUCAUCUCGAGCUCCAUCAACACUGCUGGCAGUCAAUACCUCGAAAACUACAUUUGAAAACACUCAAUCACAGUUUUCAAAUUUACACAAUGAAUCCCAUCCUCAACCAACCCUCAAACCAUCACUGGAAAAUUUGGACGUUGUUGUUUUUGACAAAGCUCCAUCUUACAAUAAUUCUCCGAAUUCUGACAGCAGCAGAGAUAACCAACACCGGCAAAGUGAUGGCCUAGAUGAUUCAUUUCAAGCUAUCAGUAAAGCUAUCAGAAAAAGCAUUGCAGGCAGAGCAGGUGAUACCCUAUUCAAGCAAGAUAUGAACCACCUGGAUUUGUUACCAAGCAGGUCAAGCUCGAAAAGUCAGCAUUCCAAGCUGGAUACAACUAUUCAGUCUAUAAAAUCUGAGGAAAAAACGUUGGCUCCCAAAACACCUAAAAGCAGAAGUUCCAUGUUCAUUGCAUUGCCCACAAGAGAACCAAUAGUCAUAAAGUCUGUAUCGAGACGGAAACUGGGCGUUUCAAAAAGACGGACAAUGGAAAAUAGUAAAAGUUUGCAUUCUGGUCGGAAUCUGGUGGCAGUGAAUACCAAUACUAAUUCGGAACUAAACAACACCACAGUAUCCACCAAGGAAGAGAAGCAAAAGUUUGAACAGAUGUCACCAGUGAAGCUUCCUGUUGAUAAAAGGGUAUUUCGAGAAACAGUCACUCUGUUAAACACAAGUGACAAAGAUGAUAAUACUGAAAAGAUAGUUAAUAAGCUAGUAGACGCUACAUCAAGAGAGAAAGAGGACCGAGUAGAAAAUGUUUUUACACUACCAGGAGUUGAACAAGAGACGGCUGUCGUGUCAACUACUAUGAGAGCUGAAAAUGAGGAACUAGUGGUUCAAUCUACAGAACCAAAAAAUGUGAUUAAAGAGACUGUGCUGCCUGAAGGUAUUUGGAGUACUAUUGGCAAAUAUAGGUCACUAUCACCGGUACGAAAACCAUUAUUCAAUAAUACGACUGGUGCUAGUCCUAUAUCUAUACGGGCAUCUACAUCAAGGUCGAGAUCUCGAUCAAGGUCUCCUUUACGAAAAGAAGUUUUGUUACAUAGAAAGAACUCAAGAUCGCCUACACGUGAAUUAUUUCAUGGAAAUAGCCCAAGGUCACCUGCCAAACUGACAGCAAAUGGAGGUGAAACUGAUCUUAUUAACAGAUUAACGGCCCCAACAAGCUCCAGUGCUGCUAAAACCAAAUCACAGAAUAGGAAAACAGAGGGGAGGAAACCGGAAAGAAACAAGUUCUUGACUGCAACUUUAAUUCCUACAACCGAUGGAAACAAUAAAGGAAAAGAGGUUUCUCCUAUAAAAUUGAAAUCUGAGCCGUACAGAUUUCCGAAGCUUGAAAGAUCUAGCAUACCUGCUCUAAAAAUGUCAAUGACAGAGAAGAGGAGUGAGACUACUACUGUGAGAACUAAACAAAAAUACAUAAUCAAACCGACAAACUCGUUCAAGAGGAAAUCUGAGUUAGGAAAGGAAAGACAUGAAAAUAGCAUAAUACCGCAAAUGACACAUUCAAGUGGGGUUCAGAAACUUGACGCCAGGCCACAAACAAAUUUGGGGUCAACAUCACAAGACAGAAAGAGUGAGCAAAGGAUUAAAAGAAUUAAAACAGCUAACGGUGUGUCAUUACCUGAAGCUGCUCGAGGAAUACUAAAUAAGGAUAAUGCUAACAAAAAGAGUAUUGCAUCUGUCGCAAUUACUCCAGCAAGACAUGAGAUCCAAGUCGGGAACAACGUGCUUCCGAUUACUCCUACUAGGAUAUCGCCAAGGAAUUUACCAGAAAUUGAUUCAGACGAAGAAGGGAGUUUUUCUAAAAGAAAAAUUUUGCAACCUUGGGCAGACAGUCCAAUUCUUCGUAGAAGCAUAGCAGCUAAUAGAAAUAUAGACCCAGCAACUGUGAUUGUCAAUAAUCCUAAAAUUGAUUUACAGGAAACAUUUCAGAAUGCAGCUUCUGCCAAAAGAGGUCAAGAAUCACCUGCUCCAACUCCAAAUAUGCGACAACAAGAAAAAGAUAUGAAGAGGUACUUUCAACAACUGGGCUAUAUUCAAUAG